Trichoderma atroviride IMI 206040 is the source of this 2239-nucleotide messenger RNA. RefSeq lists its product as uncharacterized. Gene Ontology annotation, molecular function: phosphate transmembrane transporter activity. The record is from RefSeq and is a predicted model, not a curated record. NCBI's taxonomy places the organism in Eukaryota, Fungi, Ascomycota, Sordariomycetes, Hypocreales, Hypocreaceae. Gene Ontology annotation, cellular component: membrane. Gene Ontology annotation, biological process: transmembrane transport; phosphate ion transport.
GAGCCUGUCCCUUGUAUCUGGCUGGACUCUUCUUUCCCCCCCUUCUUUCCUUGUUUCUCAACCACAAGUGUUCAAGACCCCCUUGUCUUUUUCCUCUUCUCAUUGAAGAAGGGUGAUACAAGCUUUUUUUCUUUGGCUUGUGUUGUUGCCUCUCAUUACAAUUUUACUUCUUCUUCUACUUGUCGUUCAUCAUAAAAACUAAACAAAACUAAAAGCACAAUGGCCUUCGGCAAGACUACCGGAGGCAACAGUGCCUACCACAACUACAACAAUGACUUUCUCCACGUCCAGGAUCUGAACGAGCGCCGCCGCCUGGCCCUUGCGGAGAUCGACAAGGCUCCUUUCGGCUGGUACCAUGUCCGUGCCAUCGUGGUCGCUGGUGUUGGUUUCUUCACGGACUCGUACGACAUCUUCACUGCCUCCAUGUUGACCAUUAUGCUGGGCAUCGUCUACUUCCCCGGUGUUGGUGUCAUGCCUACCUCCUCUGACAGCGCCAUCAAGCUCGCCACUUCUGCCGGUACCGUUAUUGGUCAGGUUGGAUUCGGUAUCAUGGCCGAUUUGGUCGGUCGUAAGCGCAUGUACGGUCUCGAACUCAUUGUCAUCAUCUUCGCUACCAUCGGUCAGGCCCUGACCAGCGGCUCCCCUGGUUGCGACAUCAUUGGCCUCAUCAUCUUCUGGCGUGUGAUUAUGGGUAUCGGUAUUGGUGGAGAUUACCCCCUUUCUUCCAUUAUUACCUCUGAGUUCGCUACUACCAGAUGGCGUGGAGCCAUGAUGAGCGCCGUCUUUGCCAUGCAGGGUCUCGGUCAGCUCACCGCUGCUCUUGUCAUGCUCUUCGUCACUCUCGGCUUCAAGGGCUCACUGUCCUCCGCCGCCAAGGUUGCUCAGUGCACUGGUGUUUGCCAGCUCGCUGUCGAUAAGAUGUGGCGUACCCUGAUCGGUCUCGGUGCCGUUCCCGCCUGCAUUGCCCUGUACUACCGUCUUACCAUCCCCGAAACUCCUCGUUAUACUUUCGAUAUCGCUCGUGAUGUCGAGCAGGCUGGCGAUGAUGUCGUUGCCUACGUUACUGGCAAGCGCGAGGGCCACCCCGACGAGAUUGCCCGCAUCACUGCCAACAAGGCUGCCAAGGAGAGCCUCCAGGUCCCCAAGGCCAGCUUCAAGGACUUCCUCGCCCACUACGGCAAGCUCAGGAACUUCCUCGUCCUGUUCGGCACUGCUGGUUCAUGGUUCUGCCUUGAUGUCGCCUUCUAUGGUCUUUCUUUGAACAACGCUACCAUCCUGAACGUCAUUGGUUACUCCACCAAGAACGCCCCCACCGUCUACGAGUACCUGUACAACACCGCUGUUGGUAACAUUGUCAUUGUCCUCGCUGGUGCCGUCCCUGGAUACUGGGUUUCUGUCGCUACCAUUGAUACUCUGGGCCGCAAGACCAUCCAGUUUGGUGGCUUCGCCAUCCUGACUAUUCUCUUCAUCGUCAUGGGUUUCGCCUACAACCACAUUAGCUCCAACGGCCUCCUUGCCAUCUACGUUAUCGCCCAGUUCUUCUUCAACUUUGGCCCCAACACCACCACCUUUGUCGUCCCCGGUGAGGUGUUCCCCACCCGUUACCGUUCCACCUCCCACGGUAUCUCCGCUGCCUCCGGCAAGAUCGGCUCCAUCAUCGGCCAGGGUGCCAUUGCUACCUUGCGCACUCGCGGCGCCACCAAGGACAACACUGCUCCUUGGAUGGACCACGUCCUGGAGAUCUACGCCCUCUUCAUGUUGCUCGGCUGCUUCACCACAAUCUUCAUCCCCGAAACCGCCCGCAAGACCCUUGAAGAGCUCAGCGGUGAGGAUGACUACGCCGUUACCCACCACGAUGACCCCGUCGUCCGCCCCGGCUCUGAGGUCGUCACCAUGAUCUCUGCCGAUGGCGAGUCUCCCAAGGCUCUUGCUUAAGAUAAAAAGUCUCGUGUGAUGAGGUUACGGCGUUUGAAGGCGAGUGGAGGUUUCUCUGGUUUCCUUUUUUUUUUCUUUUAUAUCUUAAUUGAGGCUCAUGAACCCUUACACGUGCAUAUGAGGUGUGGCCCGCAAAACGGUCUUUGUUGAUGAUACCACUCGCUAUACGCCGGCACGGUUAGCAAAUCAUUGGGACGCUUUAUUAAAUACUACCAAACAUAAAAACAAAAAUACCCUCUUUUUUAUAUAGUCAAUAUAUACAUAUAUACUUAUCUAAUACUAUCAUUCAUUCAUUCCCUUCUCA